Meloidogyne enterolobii is the source of this 767-nucleotide messenger RNA. The record is from the annotation of a GenBank genome assembly. Lineage: Eukaryota; Metazoa; Nematoda; Chromadorea; Rhabditida; Meloidogynidae.
UAUAUCCAAAUCUCUUUUCUAAUUUUUUUGCCGCAUUUUCUUCUCCCUCCUCCUCUUUUUCUUCUUCAAAAUUUUCCCAUCAAAAAAUGCCGCUUUCGCGCGCCUUCAUUUAAUAUUAUAUCUUAUUAUUUUCUUCCAUUUAUUCUUCUUCUUUUUUUUAUCGACACCUCUUCCUUAAUCUUUUUAUAGUAUUUUCUCUCUUAUUUUGUCGCCAAAUUUAAUCUAAUAAAAAAAUUUUUUUUCUCAUGCAAAUCCGCCAAAAAAAAAUUUUUUUUUAUGUCUCCGAAUUUUUUGAUUUAUUUUUAGAAAAGUUUUGUUGAUCUAUUUUUACGUCCUUGAUUUGGUAGUUUAUUUACAUACAAAUAAUUUUCACUAGAAAACACGCUUCAAUGCUUCUUCCUUUUCUUUCUUUUAAACCCGGAAAUUUUUAUUUAAAUUGCUUCAAAAACUUUUUUUUAAUUUUUAUUGUUGUGGAAGGGGAGAUCCAGGUUUUAAAUCGCUUGCUAGGCUUGGGUUUAGAGAAUACAUUAAAAUGGGAAGGUAAAAGCAAAUCGCGGGUAAUCCAAUAAAUUGCCAUAUACUCUAGAUAGACCAGGUUACUCGACAUUCAAUACUGGAUUUUUUUCAACCUUUCCCAACUCCAAUCUUUACGUGGUAAGCUACAAAUCCAAAGUAAUAAAACUACCAAGAUAUUCCUGAUCGGUUCUAAACUUUUUUUUACCUCUCUCCCUUUUUCACUGUUGUCAACAUUUCUAUUUUUAUUUACA